AUGGCCGCUGAACUGACCUCAACAAAGCUCAACCCUGAGAGCCAUCUCAUUCUGGACCAACCACUUCUACGACUCCCCCACGAACUAGCCCGAAGAAACUUCAAGACAGUCCAACGAGUUAUCGAACGAGAAAAAGAAAAUGUCAUCCCGGCUCUUAAAGAAGCGGCCAACGCCUCAUUAUCCAAUACCCACACACCUGAUCAGACACUCGCUGCUCUCGAUGCUAUGAUCUCCCGAAUGCAGGGCCUGAAGCGAAAGAUGGAAAGUCUACAAGAAGAAGAGAGACGCAUUCACACUCAAUCUCGAAAGCGCAUACAUCAUCUCGAGGCACUUCAUAAAAUCCCGAGUCUAGCGGACGUUAAAUAUGAUCAAUGGUCGCGCGUCCGAUUAGAUAGGCUGUUAGUUGAUCAUAUGCUUCGAUCGGGGUAUCCGGAGAGUGCCAAGCAGCUUGCGCAGGAACGGGAGAUUGAAGGCCUCGUCGAUCUGGGGGUCUUCACUCAGUGCCAGCGUGUGGUCGAGAGCUUACGUCGCGGAGACACCAAAGAGGCAUUGCAAUGGUGUGGAGAGAAUAAAGCGGCGUUGAAAAAGAGUCAGCACAAUCUCGAAUUCGAAUUAAGGUUGCAGCAAUACAUUGAACUAGUCCGGACGCAAGACCAGUCGAAGAAAUUUGAAGCUAUCCUGCAUGCGAGGAAAUAUUUAACCCCUACCCAAGAGUUACAAAAUAAUAGUGAAAUCAUGCGAGCUGCAGGAUUGCUCGUUUUCAGCCAGAACACCCAUGCGGAACCUUACAAGUCACUGUUCUCUCAAGACAGAUGGAGGGUUCUAUCUGAACUCUUCGUGAAAACCCACCAUGAGCUCCUGUCAUUACCGUCACAGCCGCUUUUGCACAUCGCUCUAUCUGCCGGCUUAUCCGCAUUGAAGACACCACUGUGUCACUCUGCGUACACAUCAUCCAGUUCGAAUUCCCAAUCAACAAGUACAUCGGUAUGCCCGAUUUGUUCGACGGAAUUGAACGAUUUGGCUCGCAAAGUGCCAUACGCCCACCACUCCAAGAGUUACGUAGAAGGUGAUGCUAUUGUGCUUCCAAAUGGCCGGGUCUAUGGUAAGUCGCGAUUGAUGGAAAUCAGCAAGAAUCUCGGAGUAGUGGAGAGAGGCCAGGUUAAAGACCCGACGACAGGUGAGGUCUUUGAUGAGAGCGAGAUGAAGAAAGUGUACAUACUAUGA
This is a messenger RNA of Penicillium angulare, 1224 nucleotides long. RefSeq names its product FYV10 family protein. The record is from RefSeq and is a predicted model, not a curated record. NCBI's taxonomy places the organism in Eukaryota, Fungi, Ascomycota, Eurotiomycetes, Eurotiales, Aspergillaceae. The transcript has 4 exons. Gene Ontology annotation, molecular function: protein binding; ubiquitin protein ligase activity. Gene Ontology annotation, cellular component: nucleus; GID complex; cytoplasm. Gene Ontology annotation, biological process: proteasome-mediated ubiquitin-dependent protein catabolic process. The coding region runs from base 1 to 1224 and encodes 407 amino acids.